Messenger RNA from Melampsora larici-populina 98AG31, 222 nucleotides. RefSeq lists its product as uncharacterized. The transcript has a single exon. Bases 1 to 222 code for a protein of 73 amino acids. Lineage: Eukaryota; Fungi; Basidiomycota; Pucciniomycetes; Pucciniales; Melampsoraceae. The record is from RefSeq and is a predicted model, not a curated record.
AUGAAAGUCAGCGUUUCCGCAGCCAUAUUCCUGGCCUUUGUAUCUUUUCAUCAAGCAAGUGGUUCAAUGAUUCGCCAUGAGAAUAGCAAGAAAGAAAUCAUGUUGCCUGAUGGUUCUUUGGUUAACCCAAUGAAAACAGCUAGUGCAGAAUAUGGAGGACCUUGUAGAGAUUGUGCAGCGGACCCCUCAGGCACAUGUUUUAUGCAUAGACUACCAGAAUAG